UUGGCUUCUUUGUACCCCUUGCCCCAGCUAGGUAGGUCAGCCGUGCUCCUGUUUGUAGAGCUGAAGCUGCUGAACAGCCUACAUAUUACACCUACCUAGCUAGGCUUUGGGGGCCGCCAGAGUCAAGUUUGCAGAAAGACAGGUCCACUGGCUCAAUUAAGAGCAGUUUCGUAUGCGCGUGAGGCCAAGGCGGGCCAGAAUUGAGGGGUGUGUUCCCUAGCAAGCCUAGCAGUCAUUGAAUCGCCGGCUGUAGAUUCCGUGGCUUCUUCUGGUGAUGGCUGGCUCAAGCCAGCAGAAAGCCCUGAGCAGGAUCGCCGCCAACCGGCUGCAAAAAGAGUUGACGGAGUGGCAGCUGCACCCUCCAACAGGAUUCAAUCGAAAACCGACCGAUGACCUCCAACGAUGGAUCAUAGCGCUCGACGGGGUGCCGGACACGAUUUAUGCCGGAGAGCAUUUCGAGCUGCAGGUCGAGUUUCCGGAGCAUUAUCCAAUGGAAGCUCCUCAGGUUAUCUUCACCAAGCCGCCCCUUCAUCCGCACAUCUAUAGCAACGGGCACAUCUGCCUAGACAUCUUAUACGAAGCCUGGUCGCCGGCCUUGACGGUCAGCUCCAUUUGUAUAAGCCUCCUGUCCAUGCUCUCUAGUAACACAGUAAAGGAACGACCUCCGGACAACGACCGCUAUGUCCGGAACUGCAAAAACGGACGGAACCCGAAGGACACCAAGUGGUGGUUCCAUGACGACAAAGUUUGAGCUCGUCUUAGAAACUCUUGGGAUAUCUACUUAUAGUGAGAUGACAUCGUUUCUCGCUCCGAUCUGUCCUGUUCUUCGAGAAUAAUACUGUGUACUUUGAAGGUAUUAGCGGGAUGUAUUCCGUACAGUCUUAGUUUAGAACUUGUACAUAAAGCUACGGCGAAGCUAUAGGGACGUUGCGAUUCUGCCAGUGCUGAUAAAUGUUCUUGUUCGCAUGUUGCAAUAUUCUUCAUCUUCCCGCCCAUUGCAUUGUAGAAGUGCACCGAUGCAUGUACCAAGC
Molecule: messenger RNA, 1031 nt
Organism: Klebsormidium nitens
Lineage: Eukaryota; Viridiplantae; Streptophyta; Klebsormidiophyceae; Klebsormidiales; Klebsormidiaceae
Source: the annotation of a GenBank genome assembly